This is a messenger RNA of Cavia porcellus (domestic guinea pig), 6594 nucleotides long. RefSeq lists its product as uncharacterized. Gene Ontology annotation, biological process: peptidyl-threonine phosphorylation; peptidyl-serine phosphorylation. Bases 4488 to 5588 code for a protein of 366 amino acids. Gene Ontology annotation, molecular function: ATP binding; protein serine/threonine kinase activity. Lineage: Eukaryota; Metazoa; Chordata; Mammalia; Rodentia; Caviidae. The record is from RefSeq and is a predicted model, not a curated record. The transcript is spliced from 5 exons.
CAGACCCGACUACAAGGACACAGCCCCGCCCCACGCAGGGCCCAGACCCACCCACACAGGUACAGCCCCGCCCAUCAGGUCACCGCCCCGCCCACACAGAAUAUAGCCCCGCCCCUGGGACCCAGCCACGCCCACACCCGGAUUUCAGCCUUUCGGGGACUCCUGACUGAGGCACCACAAGCUGGCGUGGCUGUUACCAAGCAGAGGGGAUGGACGCCCUGGUUCGGCUACUUCCUGGAUGCCACCAUCAGGGCAAGUUAGUCUCUGUGUCUCUCUGGACAGACCACACACAGCCGGGCAUGGUCCUAGAGCUUAUUUUACACUUAGAUCCAUCUUAGUUUGGAAAAAUCCACUGGCGCUAGCAGCUGCGAUGGAUAAUGCACAGGAUCUGCUUCAGGGACUGGAAAGAUUUAAGACAGUAAAUAAAGAAGGAAACCAGUCCCACAGGGCGUGGUGGCUCUCGCCUGUAAUCCCAGAACUCAGGAGGCUGAAGCAAGAGGAUCCACUGAGAGUUCUGAAACCAGCCUGGGCUAUGGAGUGAGCUCAAGGGCAGCCUGAAUCAUAACAAGACCUUGGCUAAAACAACAAUGGAAAAAGCAGAAACAAAACAAAACAAAACAAAACCAGACCUAUCUCCCAAAGUCGGAGCCCAGCCUGGGCAAUUUAGUGCCUCAGUGAGACCCUGUCUCAAAAUAAUGAGUAAAAGCCAGAGUGUUGGGCCCGGCUCCCUCUGUCCUCUGGUCUGCAUGUCCCUCCCGGAUGUGGGUGCUGUCCUGCUGGUUCCAGGCUCACCUCGAGGAAACCUGAACCAUGCAAGAGCGGAGGCGGGCGACACUGACCCUCUCUUCACAGGAAGGGGGGUGACAAGCACCCCGCCCAGCCAGUGGCUGAAGGUCAAAGCAAGGGUGGAAGGUCAUGCACGGAUGCUAUUUAUAGGCCUGCUAGGCGAUUGUCCAGGGGUGAGGCUGACACCCAUGCUGCAGGAAUUGUUUCUGAAUCAAACACAGCAGAAGCCUCCCCGGCCCUUCUGGGAGAGAAGGGAAGGACUGGGACAAGAAAGACCCCAGGGCUUCAAUAAGAUUCUGAAAGUUGUUUCUCAAGGCAGCAAGCAGAAAUGGUGCUGGCUUGGUUUUACAGCCCCCGGAGUGAAACCCAGGGCCUUCCUAUGGGGCUACGUGCCUGGCCCUUUUUUUAUGUUUUUAUUCUGAGAUUUGAACUACCUCAGCCUCCCAGAGGGUGGCAUAAAAUGUGCAUGGCCCACAGCAGGCAGAACUCCAGCUUUGUUUGCUGGUUUAUGAUCCUAUCCCAGACCAGGCAGGACUGGCCCCGGUCUGCCCCCCUGCCUCCCCUCCUUUGGUCUAAGGAUGAGAUGGGUGGUGGGUGGGUUGUCAACUACAUAAUCUUUUUUUUUUUUAAUUUUUUUUUAUUACCGAAAAUACUCACUAAGAAACUACAUAAUCUUUGAAGCAUAAAUGAAACAUUUUUGCAGUGCUGGAGAUCAAACCCAGGGCUUCACACGUGCUACAAAAGCUUUCUACCACUGAGCAAACUCCCCAGCUCUGAAUUAAUUUUUAUGGUCUCUUUCAGUAUAUGUUUUAUCCAUUAAGUGUACUUGAAAAAUAGUGUAUGACAUAUAAAUCAUAUAUAAUAUAUAAAUAUAUUACACAUAAGAUAUAUACUGCGAUACAACAUGGAAUAUAUGUAUAGCAGUGCAUAGCAAUAUGUGGCAUAAAAAUGGGCUACAUAAUAUACUUUUAUAUAUGACAUAUAUUUACAUAUACUAUAUUGCGAUAUAUAGAUACUGAUGUGGGGAAAGACCUCACUGUAUAGUUCAGAAUAAUCUCUGGGGCUGGGGAUUUAGCUCAGCGGCAUAAGUGCCUGCCUUGCAAGCAGGCAGUCAUGAGUUCGAUCCCUGGUACCGAUAAAAAUGAAAAAAAAAAAAGAGAAUAAUCUCUUAACUCACUGUGUGGCCUUAACUCACAUGCUGGCCUCAAACUCACUGCAACGGCCCUGACUCAGCCUCCUGGGUACCAGGAUUAGAGGUGUGCACCACCAGCUACAAUUCUGUAAGAGAUGAUUUGUUUGGAUUGGAUAUUACAUGAUGCAAAAGUUAAAGAUAUUUAGAGGUUCUUCCACACAGGUGAUCUGGGCAGGAACAAUGAUUACUCUCCCUGAGCCCCUGAAGCUGGGGACCCUCAGCUGUGUCCCCCACGCCCACUCCACUCAGCCUGGAGGGCACAGAGGAAGGAGAGGGUCAUGGGAAGAAUGUGUGCCCCAGGCCUGGCCUGGCACCUCUUGGCCACACCUGUGGGCUGAGGUCACGCCGGGUGACCCCAAGGAUCGGUGUUGCUAAAUGGAGAGGUGCAAAGCUCCCUGGAUCACCAGUGAGCCUGGGGGGGGACCCAGGUGGCUGCUCUGCGUCCUGACCUUUGGGGCUGUGUGGGCUGGUGGCGGAGGACCUAGGGACAGCCCAGGUGUCCAGGCAAGGGACGGUGACCCUCAUGGUCUGAUUGCGCCCCUGUGGCCACAGCUCUGGGUCUCUGUGCCUCAGUUUCCCUGUGAGGGGCAUGCUGGGCAGAUGGCUUCCAGUCUCACAGGAGUAAAGACAGACAAAGAGGGUGUGGGGGAGUCCACAGCCCUCUGUGUAUUGCUGUGUGUCCCUCUGAGCGUGGACAGGAUCAAGCAAGUGCCUGAGAAAACCCAAAUCCUGUGGACAGAGCAGGAGCGGUUCAGGCUGGCGGGAUGUGGGUGCAGAUCGUGGCCCCUGGGAAGCGGUGGCAAGCACCCAUCAGGGGCUGCAGGUUGCUGGGGUGUGGGUGACAGGAGGGGACUCAGGACUGGGUGGGAGGCAUGCUCUUGUCACGGCUUCCCGCUCCAGAGCAGGGGCCAACCUGGACACCAGCUGUGGGGAGGAAAUGACCCAGAGCUGCCCAAAGGCUGCACCCGAAGAGGGCUCGGCCUGUAGCUGAGGGGACGGGGAGCCUCCCAAGCUGGGCAGGGAGCCGUUCCCGGGCCUGUGGCCUGCUUUUCCGCCCAAUGGCCACGGCCGGGGGCUGGCCUCAGAGGGCAUAUUAAUAGCAGGCUGUAGUAGUAGUGGAAACUCGAGCCCGCCAGCAGGGCAUGAGUCAGUCUGGCCCUGGCCCAACGCUGCCUGGCCCGCAGGGACACCACGGUCCUGCUCACUCAGAACCUCAGUUUCCGCAUCCAUGCGCCGGGAUAACCCCGACCCCGAAACCCAAAACAGGGCAGGGCACUGCUGGGGCACAGGGACUCCUUCCCCAGCGCCCCAGCUGUGGAGGGGCCAGCUGCGACCCUGGGGUUGUGGGGAGAAGCUAGGCUGGAACCCUGGGUUGGGGGGAGGCUGGGCUGGUACCUGGGGUCCAGGGAAGAGGCUGGGCCUGGACAAGGUCUGGGGAUGAGGAGGCCAGGCCAGAACCCGGGUAUGGGUUUGGGGGGCCCCGGGCCGGGACCCCAGGUCUUGGGGGUGAGGACGAGGCUAGGCCAGUACCCCUAGUCUGGAGGUGGGGAGGCAGGGCAGGGACCCUGGGUCUGGGGGUUUAGGGGGAGGCUGGGCCAGUACCCUUAGUCUAGAGGUGGGGAGGCAGGGCAGGGAUCCUGGGGCUGGCAGGGGGAGUCUUGGCCUGGACCCUGGGUCUGAGGGAAGCCGGUCUCGGUUCCCCAGAUGGAGGAGAAGGACUCCAGAGCAGUCCCUGGCCCCCGGCCGGCCGUGGUGGCCUCCACCCCCGAGGAAGCGGGAAGGCACGGAGCCCAGGCCUCUCCCUGAGAGCUGUGAAUGGGCUCCCUCCCCCCCAGCCCGUGUUCCGUCUCUCAGGCCCAGCCCUUGGGGGCUCAUAGCGCUCUGUCCCCUCUGUCCUGGGCCUGGCGCCCGGAGUCAGAGCUGGUCUAAGUUUGGAAGGGGGAAGGAGGGGGCUUGGUGAGCGGGUGUGGGGCACAGGAUGUCUCUGUCUCGGGCUGUCAUACGCACCUCUGCCUGGAGAGAGGGAGGGACAAAGGCUGGACAGCCAGAACAAAGAGAGCAGGAGGAGAGGCAGAGCCAGAGAGGACAGCAGGGGUCAGAGCCUAGGGACACCAGGGUGGCUCCAGCGAGAGUGUGGGACAGAGACCCACUGGAGAGGGAGGGUGGGGGGACAGGAACAGAGCAGGGACAGUGUCACACGAGAGAGACAAGAGAGACGGGGAUGGAGACAGGGACGUGAGAGACGGGGACGGAGACGGGGACCCUGGAGACAAGUCAGGAAGCAGGAAGCUAGGGGAGCAGAAAGCAGACUGGUGGGGGGGACGAGGCUAGAACAAGGCCACAGGACAGUGACACACGCAGAGGGUGACAGAGGAGGGUAGGGGCCGGCUGACCCCUCAGAGCAACUCCCAGUGAGGACCCAGCCUCAGGGCCCGGGUGCUGGCGGCCCCUUGGGGUCCCCACACCAAGGUCCCUGCCCAAGGGCCCCCCAACGCCUGGUGUCCCUGGGAUGGAGUCCAGGGUCCCUGAGACCCCUGAGGAUGGGGACCCAGAGGAGGACACUGCCACUGCCCUGCAGCGCCUGGUGGAGCUGACAGCCCCCCAGGUGACCCCGCUGCGCAGCCUACGGGUCCAGUACCGCCUGCUCCGGAAGCUGGGCUCGGGCUCCUAUGGCCGGGUGCUCCUGGCCCGGCCUCGCCACGGGGGCCCAGCCCUGGCCCUCAAGCUGCUCCGCCGCGACUCGGUCCCGAGAGCCAUCUUCCUGAGAGAAUUCUGCGUGGGCCGCUGUGUGUCCUCACACCCAGGCCUGCUGUGCACGCUGGGGUUCCCCCUGCAGACGCCCCGACACUUCGCCUUCACCCAGGAGUUUGCGCCCUGGGGAGACCUCAGCGGGCUGCUCCAGGAAAAGGGCCUCCCGGAGCCCACGGUGAAGCGCGUGGCGGCCCAGCUGGCUGGGGCCCUGGACUUUCUGCACAGCCGGGGGCUGGUGCAUGCAGAUGUCAAGCCGGACAAUGUGCUGGUCUUCGACCCUGCCUGCGGCCGUGUGGCCCUGGGUGACCUGGGUCUGACUAGGCCCGAGGGCAGCCCAGUCCCUGCACCCCCGGCCCCACUGCCCACUGCACCACCUGAGCUCUGCCUGCUGCUACCACCAGCCACCCUGCCCCUGCGGCCAGCCAUGGACUCUUGGGGCCUGGGCGUGCUGCUCUUCUGUGCCGCCACCGCCUCCUUUCCAUGGGGUGUGCCGCUGGCCCCUGACCCUGAGUUUGAGGCCUUUGCCGGCUGGAUGACCACCAGGCCCCAGCCCCCUCGGCCACCUGCGCCUUGGGACCACUUUGCACCUCCAGCGCUGGCCCUGCUCCAGGGACUCCUGGACCUGGACCCCGACAGCAGGAGCCCCCCGAUAGCCAUCCUAGAUGUGCUGGGAGAAGACUGGGGCUUGGAGGCCAAUGCAGAGGAUCCUGGGGGCUUGGGGAGCAAGGCCUGGGAGGACGGGGAGGAGUGGGACACAGGGGAGUCGAGCUUGGAGGAGGCAACAGAUGAGGGCGAGGAAGAAGCCAUAGGUGGCGGGAAGUCGGGAACAGAUGGCCAAGCUCCCUGGCCAGGUGACUGAGACAGGUGGCCAAGGCCUGGGCCAAACGCCCCUCCCCCAGCCCUGUGGCCACCUGGAGGGAAAGACAGCUGUUCCGGAAGCACAGGGGGGACACAGAGCACCUCCCCAUAAUGAAGGCCAGGCUUCAACAUGGGACUCCCCCAAACUAGGGUCCCACACCCUUGCUGUCCCCUCUGACCAGCCUGUGUCCCCCUGAGGAAACUCCUGGCCCCCUGGGCACACAUCUUGUUAUCACAGGGCCACAUCUGGGGCUCACCUAGCACUUCUGGCAGGAUCCCCACUUCCUCUAGGACCCUGCAAGUCUCCUCCUUGUACAGCACAAACUCAGCUCUGGGCUCCGCUCCACCUCUGGUGGUGGUAUGGGAAUCUUCACCCCUGCUGGACCUUACACACGUGCACACACACCCAGUGCCACAGGCCCACAUCUGCACACCCCACCUCCACCUACAGGGCCAGGAGCAGGCAGCCGGCCUCGGCCCCAUUGGGUCUCCACUUCAGUGGGGCCCCUCUGCCCGCCCCACUCCUCAGCCGCCUGUCUCAGUGGCUCCAGGCUGCCUGCUUUCUCUCCCUCUCUCACCCCUGCUGGGUGCUGCUCCAGCAAAGGCCCCACUCUGUUGCUCCGCUCCUCCAGCACCCCUAGCCCAGACGGCCAACACCUGCAGCCCUGUCUGUGCCUCAGCACUUGGUGCCUGGAGUCACCUGCAGCACCAGGCCAGGAUGCCCUGUCCUUUGGUAGCCACAACCAGCAGAGAGCUGGGCCAGGAAGCUGACCCUCCCUGGAGCUCACACUUUCCUCACUGAAAAGUGGGUUCCUCGGGGAAGGUGGUGCACACCGGUCAUCUCAGCCCUCUGGGAGGCUGAGGCAGGAGGAUCACAAGUUCAAGUGCCAUCUAGGCAACUAGGCAAGACCUCGUCUCAAAAAAUGCAAAGAAGUGCUGGGGAUGCAGCUCAGGGAGAUCCUGGGUUUGAUCCUCAAUACCACAGAAAUAAAUGAAUAAAUGACCAA